Hymenoscyphus albidus is the source of this 3080-nucleotide messenger RNA. Lineage: Eukaryota; Fungi; Ascomycota; Leotiomycetes; Helotiales; Helotiaceae. The record is from the annotation of a GenBank genome assembly.
UUUUGACCGGGGCAGAUGGACUGAUGCUGCCAAACCCCAGUCCCUAGCCCCCUAGCCCCCUAGCUUCCUAGCCCCGCAGUCUUGGGCCUUGAUUGGGAGCUCCGGGCGAACUCUGCCAGCAGCGCGAACGGGCUUGCUUAUGACUGGCUGCGUGGCCGAAGAAACUAAAAAGGACCUUCACAGAAAAUCGCACCAGGCCCAAGUCCACCAACACCCUUUUUAUCCUACGUGUACCUGCCUCCUCUUCGAAUCACGACCUCAAUCCAGCUGUCUCCGACCACGUACGACUCCGUAUGACUUUGUGAGCAACCAAUUCCUCCAUUCAAAGCUCUCCCGACGAAAAAAAAAAGCAUACAAGAACAUGUCGGUCGUCUGCUUGCUAUAAUCGGUAAUCAACAGCGCAGCCAGAAAACACACCGAUACGAAACUUCACCUUAAAUUUGGAGAACACCACAAUGUCUCCAAUACUCAAGCCGCUAUUGCUGCCACGAAUGGUGGAGGAGAGAAGACAGAGAGAAGGCAUACUCGACGCCGAAAUGGACCUCUCGUCCACAUCCUUCUGUUCCCAGACUUCUUCAUCCGAUGUACCUUCACCAGUAACUCCAAACUUCUCCCGACAAGGGCACAUGAGAUAUUCUAGCUCCACAUCUUCAAUUGAAUCAACAUUCCACGCUGCGCUCACCGACAGUCCGUCCUCACCAACCUUUGUAGGAUCUAAAUCAAGCAAGCGAUCAUUGCCAGACGUCCAGGAAGAGCCACAAGAACGGGACGAGGAUUUCGACAUGUUUGACGAUGCGGUUGAUGACGACCUAUAUGAUUGUUUGUGUAAGUAGUCAUGGGCGGCGUUCAUUAUAAACAGGAUACAGGAUUACGGCUAAUUCAUGUAAAACAAUAGGCGACAGCCAACAAUGUCUCCACCGCGAUCCAACAAUGGCGCAAAGCUCAGAACAGCUUUCUACGCAACAGACGUUCGAUUAUGAUUUGGCCGAUGGUUUUCUAAGCGAUGGAGAGUACUCGCUAAGUUCACGUUCAAAGAAAAGAAGAGGAAAUGAGUUGCCACUUACAGGUCUCGCUGGGCGACUGGAAAAACGCUUCCCAUCAUUCUCGCGCAAGUGGCGAGCUAGAAAAGGGACUUUCUCGACCGGAUCAAUCGCCUCGGAUUCCCAGAACGAGAAGACCGGUUCAGGCGCCGCGUCAAGUCGUUCGUCCUCCGUCUCGAACUCAACUAGGCAAGCGCUAGACCAGCCCUUUGAGCCCCAGAUGCCACCCACUCCCACGGCGAGCGAGUUCGACGAGUCUUCUUCGGGUCUUCCAAUUGAUAUCGAAAAGGCAAAUGACCUUUGCGCCGCUCGUGAAGCUGAAUUCGCAGCAACGCCUCUACUUCCACCUCUUAUGACGGACAUUUUCGGUCCACGGGAUAUACCCAUGCAAUCUCCAUUGCAGUCUCCCUCUGUGGCUGAUAGAGAGCCACACGACCCUUUCUCUGGGCCAGGACAACUAACACCAAUCGAUUCCGUUACCACUCCUCAACUGGCCGGCAUUCCUUCUCCACCUCUCAGUACGAAGCCAUCUAUUUCCUCUUUUCAUCCGAACGCAAAUCGGCCAGGACAGCUCGUCCCAUCCUCCGAAAUCCCGCCUAUGCUCAUUGCCGACCCAAACGAUGAAUGGGCGAAUAAGCUUGGACACGCAAACUUUUGUAUUCUUCCGGAGCCAUACAUCCCUGAGAACUUUGAUUUGGAAGCUUGUCGCCAACUACGCGCCAACUGGGACCUCGCGCGAUGCAAUUACACCAAGCAUCUCGUUCGAACAGGAGAGCACUAUGGCGUUACCUCCAAGGCCUACAAGUUGACGGAAGAAAAAUGGGCGUCGGUUGAUGCUACCUGGAGGAAGUACAAUGACAUUACCAUUACCCACACAGCCGAGAAUGGCAGCGACGCGUUCGCAACCUUAAAACAUAACACUCUCGGGGACGACUCGAACGACAAUAUCAUGACACGCAUACCAUCGCUCAACGACAUCCGAAGCGAAGGCAAGUUCCCUCCCAUGGGCGACGAAGAUAUUGUCGGCCCAAUGCGAGUUAUGCAGCUGCAGCGUAGUCCAAGCAAGAAGACUAAAAUCAUGAAGUUCUUCGCCGAAAAGUUCCCGACCGGGCUUGGAAAACCAUGACAUUGCGCGGAGUACACGACUCGCCUCGUGCAGAACUAACACAAUCCCACCAAUAUUCGCGGACUUACAUUCCGCCUGGCUUGAACGCCGAAUUACCUAAUAUCGAACCACCAAGUUCGAAGCUUGUGUACAGCAUUAUUUCACUGCGCUUCUACCAACCACCACAUACCAAACUAUCUAUCACGAAUGAUCAUGACGGCCGAAUCUCGCUUUUCCUUGUUUAUGUUACGACAGCCGAUACCCUCACGCUCCUUAGCAAUACUACUGUCCUUCGACACUAUGCUGUCAUUGUCUUUGACGCCGAUAACUUUCUUGUUUAACUUACUCAACUUAUAUUGUUUAUUUUCGAACCUUACCGUUCAAUCAACCUUAUUGUAUGUACUUUGUGUUCUUCCUAGGUCAUUUUCAUAUCAGGGAAACUGGAACAGGGAUAUUUCUUUCGGGGUCAUCCGAUAGAUUUUGGCUUUGGGGAAUACCCUUUUUAGAAUAGGAAUUGGUUCUCUGAGUUUUCUUUUCCUUUUCAUGGGCGCGAAACUAUACAAAGGACCAUACAAGCAAUUGUGUCUAUGUUUGUGGGCUCAUUUUUCAUUUUUCAAUUUUUCAAUUUUUUUUUGUUGGGAAAAAGUAAGAAGGAAAGGAUUACAGGACAUCAUAGUGGUAGCAAUUGGCUUCUCUGACAUUGGAUGUUCUGGGAGAAAUGUGUAUAUAAUAGUAUGGAGGAAGGCGAGCGAAAGAGGAUGUGGCGGUUUUACGGCGGCUAUUACCUUCAGCGUCUCCCAAUGAGAUUUUGGUUGGGAGAGCGCAGUCUUUUUUGAAAAGGGGAUGUGGGGGGUGGAAUGAAGGAUUAACGAAGGCGGAACUCAUGGAUGAUGAGUAGAAGAUGAAUAAGAAAAAAAGACCAAAAAGCCACCAAA